Molecule: messenger RNA, 1443 nt
Organism: Neofelis nebulosa (Clouded leopard)
Lineage: Eukaryota; Metazoa; Chordata; Mammalia; Carnivora; Felidae
Gene: TMEM219
Product: transmembrane protein 219
Exons: 5
Coding region: 493-1311 (272 amino acids)
Source: RefSeq, a predicted model, not a curated record
UUUAUUUGUCACAUUUAGUCCUCAUUAUUUGGUGUUCUUAGAACCACCCUUCACCCUCCUUCCCUUCACAGAUCCUUAAGCUCACAAAGGUUAACUGGUUUUUCUCACAUAGCCAGUGAGUGGCAGAGGAGGCUUCAGACUGAACCUUUUUGCUCCAAAGUGGAGUUCUUUUCAUCAGACACUUCCUUUGUCUAGGCUAUUGGCUGGAAUUGUUCUUCAGCCAAACCCUAGCCCCAGAACAGCUGCUUCCUCAAUUUCUCCCCUUGAGAACUCUCCAUUUGGGUUCCGUUUUCGAGCACAGUGUGCUCUACUUUGCUUCUGCAUUGAUCACAUCAGAAAUGAAAUACAGCGGACAUUUUUUGAGUGGUGCAGGGGGAUGAAUACUUGGAGUCAAGAGCCUUGGGUUCUUGUCCUGGCUCUGCCACUAACUGGCUGUGGAGCCUUGAGCAAGUCCCCUGUCUUUUCAGUGCUUUAGCUUACCUUUGAAUAAAAAUGGGUAAGUGCCUUCUGACUCUCAGGCUCUUGUCCAGUUCUUCCUUCCUGUCCUCCAGCAGGCUCUCCGUGGAGGCCGGGACCCCUCUCCUCCCCAUGGGCAGCUGCCAGGCAGGGCACAACCUGCAUCUCUGUCUCGCCCACCACCCACCUCUGGUCUGUGCCACUUUGAUCCUGCUGCUUCUUGGCCUUUCAGGCCUGGGCCUUGGCAGCUUCCUCCUCACCCACAGGACUGGCCUGCGCAGCCCUGACAUCCCUCAGGACUGGGUCUCUUUCCUGAGAUCUUUUGGCCAGCUGACCCUGUGCCCCGUGAAUGGGACAGCCACACGGAAGCCGCGUGGAUCUCACGUUGUAGGCUUACUGACCACCUUGAAUUUCGGAGAUGGUCCAGACAGGAACAAGACCCAGACAUUCGAAACCCAGGUCCUGGGUAGUCAUAUUGGAUUGAAAGGAUCCUCUGCAACAGAGCUGGUCCUCAUUACAGCCAGGGUGACCGCAGAGAGGACCCCAGGAACCUGCCUGUAUUUUAGUGCUGCCCCAGGAAUCCUGCCCGCCAGCCAGCCCCCCAUAUCCUGCUCAGAGGAGGGAGCAGGAAAUGCCACCUUGAAUUCUAGGAUGGCUGAGGAGUGUGUCAGGGUCUGGAGCCACGAAGGCCUUGUGCUCACCAAGCUGCUCACGUCGGAGGAGCUGGCUCUGUGUGGCUCCAGACUGUUUGUUUUGGGCUCCUUCCUGCUUCUCUUCUGUGGCCUUCUCUGCUGUCUCACUGCUGUGUGCUUUCACCCGCGCCGGGAAUCCCACUGGUCUAGAACCCGGCUCUGAGGGCGCUGGCCUAGUUCCCAACUUGUUCUCAGGUGUGAAUCAACUUCUCUGGCCUUUGUUCUGAGUUCGAAGAGAUGUUACAAAAAAUGGAGAGCUGGAAUGUGGGGGGAAAUAAAAGGCUUUUUUGCCCAA